Molecule: messenger RNA, 3202 nt
Organism: Osmerus eperlanus (European smelt)
Lineage: Eukaryota; Metazoa; Chordata; Actinopteri; Osmeriformes; Osmeridae
Gene: gpm6aa
Product: glycoprotein M6Aa
Exons: 7
Coding region: 396-1232 (278 amino acids)
Biological process (GO): neuron projection development
Cellular component (GO): axonal growth cone; plasma membrane; filopodium
Source: RefSeq, a predicted model, not a curated record
UGCGCUGGCAACAGUCUCCACCCCCCUCCCCUCACACUCUUCCUGCCCACCACUGAGACCACCCUUCGCACCCCCCCCCCCCUCCCGCUCUCUCCGCUCCUCCUCUCCCUUCCUCCAGUCUCUGCUAGAGACAAGCUUUUAAGCACUCGCCACAGUGGCUCGCGAUGGACAGCGUUAGGCAGGCUCAGUGACCCCUCUCACAGUAUAGCGACUUGACUGAAAUCAGUGCUGACAAACGCUCUCGCCACCGCGUAGAGGGAGAGUGAGAGACAGAAAGAGCGCCCUGUGGACUAUUCGUCAGCUAAUAUCAGAAUUUUAAAUUACAGGGUUCGAACCUGCAAAGCGAGGAGCUUUCUUGACACAUCUCCAGUCGCUCCACAUCUAGAAUAGCCACGAUGGAAGAGGAUAUGGAGGAGGGGCAGAACCAGAAGGGAUGCCUGGAGUGCUGCAUCAAAUGCCUGGGCGGGAUCCCCUACCCGUCUCUCAUCGCCACCAUCCUGCUGUACGCCGGGGUGGCCCUGUUCUGCGGCUGUGGGCACGAGGCCUUGUCGGGCACCGUCACCAUCCUGCAAAACUACUUUGAGGUGGUGAGGAGCCCCAUGGACUCUCUGGACGUCUUCACCAUGAUUGACAUCAUCAAGUACGUCAUCUACGGCAUCGCCUCGGCCUUCUUCGUGUACGGCAUCCUGCUGAUGGUGGAGGGCUUCUUCACCAGCGGGGCCAUCAAGGACCUGUAUGGAGACUUCAAGAUCACCACUUGUGGACGCUGUGUCAGCGCCUGGUUCAUCAUGCUGACGUAUAUCUUCAUGCUGGCCUGGCUGGGGGUGACGGCGUUCACCUCCCUUCCGGUCUUCAUGUACUUUAACAUCUGGACCAUUUGCCAAAACACAACCAUGCUGGAGGGGGUUACCCUAUGUUUGGACCCGCGCCAGUAUGGGAUCGUGCCAAUUGCUGAGGCCAAAACAGUGUGUACUAAAUCUGAGAAGUUUUACAAGAUGUGUGAAUCGAACGAGCUGGAUAUGACCUUCCACCUGUUCAUCUGUGCUCUGGCUGGGGCGGGAGCUGCAGUUAUUGCUAUGAUCCACUACCUGAUGGUGCUCUCAGCCAACUGGGCGUACGUGAAGGACGCCUGCAGGAUGCAGAAGUACGAAGACAUCAAGUCCAAGGAGGAACAGGAGCUCCACGACAUCCACUCCACCCGCUCCAAGGAGCGUCUCAACGCCUACACAUAAGACCAGGGAGAGGCCUGUCGCUGCCACUCCACCCCUCCCCCCCCCUCUCUCUCUAUCUCUCCACCAUCCCCUCCUGAGGGGGGCGCUCAGGGCCCCCGCCACUGCUGAUGUCACUGGUGCGUCAUGUGACAUAGUGGUCCGGGGACCCUUCACCCCCCCCUGCCCCCACAAACAGCAUUUCAAACGACAUCAGCCCCAUUCACCUCUGUCAUGGACUGUCAUGUUAUUAUUAGUAUUAUAAUUACGUAUCGGUUGGGUUAUUGUUGUUGAUAGUGUGUAGGGUAGUUUUACUAUUGUAGACGGUAGUGUAGAGUUGGAGUAAAGUUUAAAAGUAGCAGUUUAUUUUUGUAUUUUCUUUGUAGGAGAUUUUUUACAUCCAGUAUUAGAAUUUCUUUUUUUUUUAUUGGUUUUCUUUUAUUUUUACUGAUAGAAAAAAAUAUUUUAUCUUUAUUUUGUUUUUAUUUACUAUUUAUUUUUUUCAUUUAUGAGGUGGUCUGUUGGGGCUUAAAAAGGGUUUCAAGCACAUUUCUCAUGUUUGUGUAUUUUAAAAAAAGUUUCAUUUUCAAGAACUGUAUUUACAUUGAUGAACGGGGGUAAUCUGUUUUGAAGACUAAAAAUAUUUUCAAUCUCACAGGGCAACUAUAAAAAGCAUCUCUAGCCUUUUAGAUAAUGUAGCAGUACUGUACUGCCAUGAACUGGGAUGAAAAUAACUUGAAGUGAAAGGAAUUCGAAUCUUACAAUUGUUUUUUGUAAUUGCAGUUUCACAAUAGCAUGCCAAUUAAGGAUAGAUACCAAAAUGUUACACGAGAACAGAUAUUAUUUGCUAGCUGUGCCAAGCCUGUUAAACAGGAAACUUUGACCUAGGUCAGUAUCAAAGACAGGAUUCGUCAUUAAAAUGAUAAACUAUGGACUAUUUUAUGAUAAUAGGAAAAGCUAUUUUAGGACAGAAUGGUUCCAUUGUCUUUAAUCCAGCCACAUAAGCACAUGCAAACAUCUUUUCAUAACCCCUUUUUUAAUUUCUUAAAAGUGAACUUUAUAAAUACUAGAAUGAAACAAGUUUUUGCAGAUAUCUGCAGUGUAUAUAUUGAUAUAUAAAUGCAUACCUAUAUGUUGAGCACUUCAAUAUCAGGACGAUUCAUACAAGAAUGAAAAGAGAUCACUGUGGUUAAAUCCACAACUCAUCUAUCAGUCUUACUCAAAUCUUGACGAUAAAAAAAAUUAAGUUGUUGGUGUUGUGGCACUUUUUGGAUGGGCUGUAAGAAAAAUGUGUCACAGUAAGUAAUUUUGUUCAUGACAGUAAAAGUCUGAUUGUCUUGCUUACACGUCAUCAUGCCAUAGGACAACAAACAUGGCCUAUCAUUUCAUUGCCUGGCAAUAUUUGUUUUGUCAGUACUUCUAAGAGCUAGUUUCGUGCACUCAUUUGACCAUUUCUGUGCUCUCUCUAGGUGUAAGCGCAUUGGUGUUCAACUCUGAGUUGGAUAACUGUACUGUUAGGUAAAGACUGUGAAUUUAGAUGUUUUUUGUGGCAUGGACAUGCAUUAAUGGUAUAGUAUUAUUGACUCAAAUGUCAUUUUAUUUCACUUUUUUACACUUAUACUGUCUUGCUGGGUCAACCCCUUGUUUAUAUGUGCAGUACUAAAACUCCCACGCUUACCGCAUUAUGCUGAUGAUAUUAGACUGUAGUGUUUGAGUCGUCUCUCUUUAGUUGUGUGAUGGGCUUUAAAUCCACGUCUUAACCUGAUCAGGACCAGCGUGGCUUCUUCUGUUACGACCUGACAAGACAAACGCUUUCUGCUUCUUCCUUGUAUUAGUCUUUUGUACUUUCACCAAGAAUGCUUAGUAGCAGGCUUAUAAUUGAUUCAGUUUUUUUUGUACAUACAUGUGCCAACAGCUUGAAGUGGCUUUCCUGACCUGUAGGAUCAAAUUUGCUUGCAUAAAUAAAAAUUCACUUGUGUACUUGUUAAUAAAUA